Messenger RNA from Mercurialis annua (annual mercury), 1528 nucleotides. RefSeq lists its product as uncharacterized. The coding region runs from base 158 to 1078 and encodes 306 amino acids. NCBI's taxonomy places the organism in Eukaryota, Viridiplantae, Streptophyta, Magnoliopsida, Malpighiales, Euphorbiaceae. The transcript has 5 exons. The record is from RefSeq and is a predicted model, not a curated record.
UUAUUUUUGUCUAUAUCUUCUUCUUUUCUCUCUCCUACAUGUUCUCUUCUUAACCAUAAUAAUCAUUAAACCCAAACAUGAACUGAACCCCUCAGUUUUUUGAUUCUUUAUAGUAUACCGAGUUAGACAAACUGAGAACUCGUUUUCAAUUUUAUUUAUGAUGGCUGUUGAUCUUCAAAACUGGAAUUCUUUAUUACUUCCUUCACAGCACUUCAAUGAAAGCAACGACCACAACUCGUCUUCUUCCUCUAGUAUUUUCUCUGGUUUUGGCUCACCAGUUGAGUCGGAACUCGGUUUCACUGAGUCAGAGAGUGACCAAGAAGACGAUUACAUUGCUGAGUUGACUCGUCAAAUGACUCACUCCAUGCUUCAAGAUGAUGAUGAAAAAGAGGUUAUUGGCAAAGAAGAGGAACUCGGUAUAGAAAAGACUGAGAAUUUGAAGCAAAAUGAAGAGAAAAAUGUCUAUAAUGAAGAAAUAUUUUUAGGAAAUUCACUUGAGCCGAAUUCAGUGAACAAACCCAAAAUUCCAAAUCUUGAAUUUCAAUCUAGACAAGCUCUAAUUGAUUACCAAAUAAGGACUGUUCAAUUACAUAAGCUUAAACAAGAGGAAUUUAUGAAGCAACAACAAAUUGCUAAUAAGCAAUAUGAGCUUAAUAAGCAACAAAAUGAGCAAUUUAGUCCAAACAAACAGAGAGCUUGUAAUGGAGAAAAACAGAGAACUGGUUCAGAAAUGACUGCAGUUUUUCUGGGUGAACCCGGUUCAAGAAGUGGGUCAUCUGGGACUGGAGUAUUCUUCCCUAGAGGAAUAAGUAACCCUUGUGAAUCACCCAAGAAACAAGGUAAUUAUUCCACUGUGCUUAUACCAGCAAGAGUAGUUCAAGCCCUAAAAUUACAGUUUGACAAAAUGGGAAUUGAAUCAAGGCCAAAUGGUGCUCAUUUUGCUAUCCAACUUCAACAACAUGAUGGCAAAAUGGAGGAUGUGAGGUAUAGCUUGGGAAUCAAGAAAGAGAAUCAGUCCAAGAACGUGAAGACAAUGAACAAUCAAGAAAUGAAUCUGCCUCAUGAAUGGACGUAUUAAUUUCAUUGGAGCAAACACCACAUGCCGUGUUGGAUCCAUGUUUUAGCAAAUAAAAAUCAACUAAUAAGCAAGAUCAUGCAAGGUGAUCAUAAUACAGAUCUUCAAGCUGUCAUAUAGAAUAUGAAUAAAUAAAUUUGUUUAAUUAGAUUCUAUUUUCUUGUUUUAUAGAUUUCUUGAAACGAAAUAGAAGAUUUAUAUGAUAGAAAGAAAAUAAAUGUAUCUCUCUUGUGAAGUGAGUAGUGUAGGAGCUAGAAAAUAAAAUAUGAUCGGUGGUGACCGAAAAAAAGACGGGUGAAAUAGAUAACUACGGCGGUCGGAGCCGGCCGUAGUUAUGUAUUGAUUAGCAGCGCUAAUAGUUUUUAUUGUUAUUAUUUAAGGGAUGUCUUUUGUUGUAAUCCUUCUGUAAUAUAAAAAUUUGAUUAUGUAUCAUAAAAAUAAGUUUGAAGGUUU